AGAUCUACAAUCAUUUUUCCAGAAUUAUUAAUUUUAGUAACAUAUAAGGAUAUUUAAGAACUAGUAUAAAUAUUUAAUAGUAAUAAAAAGUACAAUUUACAUUGCAACAUAUAGUUUGUGUUAAAUUCUUUAUUGUCACUGGGAGAUUUUCUUGUUAGGCCUACUAAGCCUGGGCCACACAAAAAUGCACGUGCAUCACUGUGACAGCCUGUCACGACAUUGCAUGUGCACCACUAGAAUAUGCAACAUUAUUCAUUGACUGUUCAACAACAGUUGUUGUAACAUCUUCAACAACUUGUGAAGUGAGAUUUGCACCCUUGACCAGGUUGAACUUCCAGUUUCUUCAAGUUGAGUAAUAAUUUUUUCCAUAACUUGUGGAAUCAAUGGCUUUUGUUGAUAACUGUAAAUUGCUUUUUAUAUAUCAAAUUUGGACUUUGUUAUUAUCAAGCAAAAAUUUUUAGCCAUAAUGCACUGGAAGUUUUGGUACAUCAAAAUCAUCAGUGAAUAGACUGUUAUAACCUGAAUUAUUAACUUUUACUUACCUAUAAACUUAUAAAAAUACCAUAAAAAAACUAAAAUUUUCCUAACUUUACAUAGCUCUCUUGGAGGGAAUUUCCUUUAUAAUACAAAACUGUAUAUACUGUGUAAAUACUGUUGUUUGACUUUCAGCUAUACCUAAAUGACUACAUAAGUCCAGAGACUGCCUAUACUUAAUAAAUAAUGUCAACCUUACAUUUAAAAUUAAUUAGAUUAUUACUAUUUUAGAAAACCACAGGAAAUGUUUCAGAAGCAUGUCAGUUUAACAAUGAAAGAAAUUGAUGAAGGUUCAGAGUGUAAAGAGUUUUGGCAAGCAUUAGGAGGUUGGAAUCGUCAUAUGUAUCUCUCGUUAUUGGACAGUACACUAUCUUAUGACUUUUCUCCACGCUUAUUCUACUUGAAUAGUAUCUCUGGAAAUUUUGCUUAUGUUGAAAUAGUAUGUCCUCAUUAUAGUAAAAAACAUUCCUGUCCUUAUCCUUUUCUUCAGUCAGAUUUAUACAAAGCACAACAACCUGCUCUGUUUUUAUUAGAUAACGAGUCUGCAGUUUACUUGUGGCAAGGCUGGUUGCCAGAAGGGACAGAAGAUACGGAAAACGUUUCUACUGGUUCUGCAAUAGUAAGAUGGAAUAAUGAUCGUCGCUGUGCCAUGGAAACCGCUUUGCAUUAUUGUCAAAAUAAAUGUCAUGAUAAUCCUCCUAAAGCAUAUCUGAUUUCAGCUGGUCUAGAGCCUGCAGUGUUUACUAAUCUCUUUCCACAGUGGCAACAAAGGGAUGAUGUUGCCAUUUCAAAUAUAAAAGAUGGUAAAAAACCAGGAGAAAUGCUCUUUGUACAAGAAGUAUUAGCACAAUUAACAAGGAUGCAUUAUCCUUUAUCGGAAUUACAACAGUUACCUUUACCCGAAGGUGUAAACCCAUCACGAUUGGAAUCUUAUCUUACCGAUCAAGAUUUUGAGGAGGUUUUUAGAGUGAGUAAAGAUGAAUUUUAUAAUCUUCCCACCUGGAAACAAUGUAAUAUGAAGAAAUCAGUAAAAUUAUUUUAAAGUUUGUGAUUCACGUUAUUUUUAUCGUCGGUGUUUUGAAGAGUUAUCCUCCAUUUUUCAUUACUUCAACAGACGAAUUUGUACAUAAACAUCAGAAAAAAGGGUGUAUUACUUAAUUUGAUUAUUUUUAAUUAUAAUUAUUAUUACUAUCAUCAAAUUUAUAUAAAUUUCACACUUGGCUUUUCCAGUAAUAUAUGUGCAAUAUUGUUACUAAUGGUAAUUCCUCUGUUUUACUUAAUAGUAACACGACAAUCAAUUUAGCAUUCGGGAUAAUUGAAAAUUUUUUUGCCAAUUUUUGGGGUGAUAAUUAAUAUUUCUCAGAGCUUUUGUACAUAACAUAAAAUAAUGCAGAGUAUAUUUAGUAUUUAUUUUUCAUUAUGGAUGUAUAGUGGUUUAUGGUUUAUGUGAUGUCUUAAUACAGUUUAGAGAAACAACAUAUAUUCCCUUAUGUUUCAUAAAAUUUGUAUGAAACCUAAUGUUCCUAAUUUAUAACUGCAAUAGUGAAAUGAUUGUUGUGUAAAAAUCCUUGCUUUAUAAUUUUUUUUAGAAAUAUUUAUGCUUACAAUAGGUAUUUAUAUAAGAAUUUUUGGUUAUAUUUAUAAAUAUAUGCAUUUUGUACUGUUUCUACAACUUGACUUAUCUAUAUUAUGCAUGAAAAUCCCUUCAAAAUUUUUCGACGAGACGAGGACGUAGUCAAACCUAUAUGUUAAAGAGGAUUAUUUUUUGAUUUUUGUGGUGCUCGAGUGCCUUACUAGAGAUAAUCAACAGUUUGCCUUUUUCUGUAUUUCUUGUGCCUCUACCAAAUGUGUAUAAUCAAAUGCAGUGAUAAAUUGUGCCUUUAUUAGGCAGGCAAUUAUUUUGCUCAGUGGGGGAGUGCAUUUCCACAAUUUUGUGGCUUAAUUUUAUUAAAACAUUAUUUGUAUCAAAUGACAAUUGUAAAAGGUUAUUAAUAUUAGUCAAAAAUUUCUUUCACUUGCAAUUGGAAUGAAAAAUUUAUUGCUAAAAAUUUGAAAUUAUAAUUUUAUAAAAAUGAUGAAUAUUGUAUAAAUUAGACUAAAAUGUAGCAAAAUCUUUUAAAUCUUGGCAUAUCAUGCCCAAAAGAAUAUAUAUAUAUGCAAAUUGGUAAAAAGUUAUCUUGUAAUUGGGCAUUAAAACAUAUAGAUUAUACUGUUUCCUAUGUAUAUAUUUCUAAUUUCAUACUUUCAUCAUCAAUUCCUUUGUGUAAUGUGUGUUUGGUAGAUGUAUAUUGCUGUGUGUAGCAAUCUAGUUGAAGCCAAAUGUAAAUACUAAUAAUUUUUCAAUAUAAUAAAGAAAAGCUUUUCAGAUUGGCAUUUGUGUUUUAUUUAAGUUAAAUCAUUCUA
Centruroides sculpturatus (bark scorpion) is the source of this 2937-nucleotide messenger RNA. Its product is annotated as supervillin-like. Bases 779 to 1576 code for a protein of 265 amino acids. The record is from RefSeq and is a predicted model, not a curated record. The transcript has 6 exons. Gene Ontology annotation, biological process: actin filament severing; cytoskeleton organization; actin polymerization or depolymerization. Lineage: Eukaryota; Metazoa; Arthropoda; Arachnida; Scorpiones; Buthidae. Gene Ontology annotation, cellular component: cytoplasm; actin cytoskeleton. Gene Ontology annotation, molecular function: phosphatidylinositol-4,5-bisphosphate binding; actin filament binding.